AUCAUCAGGCAAUUUCAGGGCUCGGCGGUCGAAUCCAUAUCUCCCCUCUUCCUCCUCCCCUUUCUGCGGCGGCUCUCGUCGAUCGAAUCACUCGAUUCCAUUAUCCUCUUCAUCCCCUCUCCUCCCUUUCUUUCUAGUUUCUGCUUCCUUCUUCACAGUGAUUGUUUUACAAUUUCUUUCUUUGUCUUUUACGGCUUCAGUAUCGGGUUAAGGGCAGGGCGUCAGACGAAACCAACGAAUACUAGGGUUUUUUUUGGGCGUGCGACACUCCUGGAGGUGCGCUCGGGGGGCUAUUGUGUCUCGCGGUGCUCGGGUUCUCGUUAGGGAAGAACCCUAGAUCUAGGAUUAGGCCGUCGCUGGACCUACUGGGAUCUUUUGAUUUGCUGAAAUAUGAUGUUCUGGCGCAUGACUGGGUUGUCCACGGCUUCGCCGGUGGACACUAUCUUGGAUAAGGAGAAUUAUGCAUUGGAAGAGCUUCUGGAUGAAGAUGAAAUAAUUCAAGAAUGCAAAGCUCUGAAUAACCGCCUCAUUAAUUUUCUUCGGGAGAGGGCUCAAGUCGAGCAAUUGAUUCGCUACAUCGUUGAAGAAGCCCCUGAGGAUGCUGAGAAGAAGCGAAUUUUCAAGUUUCCAUUUAUUGCUUGUGAAAUUUUUACUUGUGAGGUUGAAAACAUAUUACGAACUUUGGUUGAGGAUGAAGAGCUGAUGGACCUGUUGUUUUCCUAUUUGAAGCCUGAUUUCCCGCAUAGUACAUUGUUGGCUGGUUACUUCAGCAAGGUUGUUUUAUGCUUGAUGGCGAGGAAGACUGCCCAACUCAUGACCUAUGUUCAAGGUCACCAAGAAGUUUUCCAUCAACUAAUUGAUUUGAUUGGCAUCACAUCUAUAAUGGAGGUAUUAAUUCGGUUGAUUGGUGCUGAUGAAAAUAUGUACUCGAACUAUACUGAUUCAUUGCACUGGUUGGAUGAUGCAAAUGUUCUUGACUUGAUUGUCAAUAAGUUCAGUUCAUCGAAUUUGCCUGAAGUUCAUGCUAACACUGCUGAAGUCCUCUGUGCGAUUACUAGAUAUGCUCCUCCUGGACUUGCAGCCAAGAUUUGCAGCCCAAGUUUUGUGGGAAGAUUAUUACAUCAUGCCUUUGAAGAUUCGCGACCCAAAUCUGUUUUGGUGCACUCAUUGUCUGUAUGCAUAUCUUUAUUGGACCCUAAGAAAUUGUUACCUCCUCCAUACCAAUCAUUCAGAAGUCAGCUAAGCCGUGGAACAAUGGUCAAUGCCAACCCAGAUACUGUUAAUGCCAUGCUAGAGAACUUAGGUGAUUUAUUGAAGUUACUAGAUGAUACUGCCUCAGAAGUGGUUUUGCAAACUACCUACGGAAGCUUAAAUCCUCCUCUUGGGAAACACCGCUUGAAGAUUGUGGAGUUCAUCUCUGUUUUGUUGACAAUUGGUAAUGAAGCUGCGGAGGAGGAGUUGAUUCAUCUAGGGGCUAUAAGAAAAGUUUUGGAUUUAUUUUUUGAGUAUCCUUACAAUAACUUUUUACAUCACCAAGUGGAUAAUAUUAUUGGAUCAUGCUUAGAGAGCAAAAGAACUUUACUGGUAGACCAUAUUCUCAGGGACUGUGACAUUGUGGCUAAAAUUCUUGAAGCAGAAAAGCAGCCUAUUCUGCCAGCAGAUUCUAAUAAGCCAACUCUAGCGGCAGAGGGACGACCACCUCCAAGAGUAGGCAAUAUUGGGCAUUUGUCACGGAUGGCUAACAAGCUUGAACAGGCAGCAAACUCUAGUGUUAUAAUACAGACGCAUCUGCAGGAAAACAGUGAAUGGAUUAAUUGGCACACCAAUGUCCUAGUCAAGCGCAAUGCCAUUGAAAAUGUUUACAACUGGGCUUGUGGGCGCCCAACUUCAUUACAAGAUCGAGCUAGGGAUAGUGAUGAUGAAGACUUCCGAGACAGAGAUUAUGAUGUUGCUGCAUUGGCUAGCAAUUUGAGCCAGGCUUUUCGAUACAACAUAUAUGGAACCGAUGAUAUUGAGGAGGCUCAUGGAUCAGUUGAACGUGAUGACGAGCUACAGGACGUUUACUUCGACGAUGAAUCUGCCGAAGUUGUAAUUUCAUCCCUGCGUUUGGGGGAUGAUCAGGAUAGCGGUUCAUUGUUCACAAACUCAAACUGGUUUGCUUUUGAGGAGGAUAAAGCUGUUAGCGAUCCAUCUAGUGCUUCCAUUGCCUCUCCAUCUCCUAAUUCUGAGGACACUGACGAGGUUGUGGUUGGUGAAAGCUUAAACCCAAUUGACAGAACACUCAACAGAAAGUUUCCAGAACCUGGAACUGUUUUCUUAGGCAAUGGCCCUAUUGAUGAAUCCAUGGAAGAUGCUGGUCAUUCGAGCCCCACAAAAGAAAACGAUAAAUCGCCUGAAUGGGUUGAAUGGAGGGAGAUGACCGACCCUAGCGAUCUCUGCUGUACGAACUCGACUCCUAAUGUCCCAAAUGGCGAUAUUGAAGCGAAAAAGGUUAAUGAAAAAGAUGAUCAUAACUUGAGUGUUGAUGAAGGCAUGCCUUCAUUAGCACAAAAUGAUAUAACCAACCAGGAAGCAGAGAGAUCGGCUGGCCCUGCUUCUAAAGCCCCUCCUGUAUUAGCCGAGGCUAAUCUAGAGCACGAGAAUCCGAUCGAGGAGGAUAAGCUGACUUAGGCAUUUCUGAUUUUAGCGGGCUGCUCGACACAUGAAUGGGGCAACAGCUGAUACAGUAAAUUAAACUAACGCGCGGCAGAUUUGUUAUCGUAGAACCCUUUGUACAUCAGGAAGUUCCAUUCUAGGCGGUGGACUUUAUAUGCUUAAUUUGUACCUGUACAAAAUUAUAGCUCUCUGACAUCCAAUUAUAUCUGCCAGCAUCUCUCAUACUAAGGCCCAUCCAAUGCCGCCCCUAUUAAAACCUGCUUUGGUUCCGUAACGUUAUUCUCUGAUAUCAGCGGUCUAGGUUUAUGUAUUUUCUUUGUUAUGCUUUGUCCUUUGGAAUGUCAAAUAACUUUUGUAAUUCUUUUCGCUAUCAAUUCCGUCAGACAUUAAUAUUUGUUGUAAUUGUUCCCAGUGUUAUUGUUUUAACUUUUGAGGUUUGAUCACCAGGUGUGAGACGGUAUGCGGUUAUU
Messenger RNA from Phalaenopsis equestris, 3125 nucleotides. RefSeq names its product serine/threonine-protein phosphatase 6 regulatory subunit 3-like. Gene Ontology annotation, molecular function: protein phosphatase regulator activity; protein phosphatase binding. The transcript has 19 exons. NCBI's taxonomy places the organism in Eukaryota, Viridiplantae, Streptophyta, Magnoliopsida, Asparagales, Orchidaceae. The coding region runs from base 391 to 2670 and encodes 759 amino acids. The record is from RefSeq and is a predicted model, not a curated record.